UUUGGCUGUCGGUAGGAGAAUCAGAAAGCGAGGAAUGGCUUCCAACACGCCUCUCAAGUCGAACUGCAUGUCCGGGCGUGGAGCCGAGAGACGCAUGAUGGAUGAGCGUGCGUCGUCGCCGUUCCUCAAGAGAGCUCUCACUUCACCCCCUAUCCGGAAGGGGACGCCGCAGUGCGAUCGUUUCAUUCCGAACAGGAGUGCGAUGAAUCUUGAUGUUGCGCGGUUGAACCUGAUGAUGGAAACGAAGGAGAAUUCUUCCGGUGGUUCGUUGACUGGGGCGAUGGUUGCGUCGCCAUGCGGGAAGGGUGAGGAUUACAAGAAGCAUCUGUCAGAGAAUUUGCUAAAUGAGAAUGUGGUUGGCGAGCACACGAAAAUUUUGACGUUUAAGAGUAAGGCUCCGCCGGCGGCAGCUGUGGACAUGGGAUUUGAGAACGCUGUGCUUUACUCCCAGAACGGCUUUUCGACGACGAAGUCUAGGAGGUCUUUUCGGCACAUUCCGCAGGCGCCGGAGAGGAUUUUGGAUGCACCGGAUCUCCUGGAUGACUACUAUCUUAACCUGUUGGAUUGGAGCGGGGAUAACGUAGUGGCGGUGGCGCUUGGGGCGGUUGUUUAUCUGUGGGAUGCCGGUACGGGCACGAUAGAGCAGCUGACGCAGCCCUUAGCGGCUGAUGAUUACGUCACCAGUGUGUCGUGGGCUUCGGACGGGCGGCAUAUCGCCGUCGGGCUCAACAGCACCAAUGUGCAGUUAUGGGAUGCGACGCGAUUGAAGAUGAUCAGGACUAUGGGUGGGCACAGUGCACGGGUUGGCAGUCUGGCCUGGAACGGCCACCUGCUCAGCAGCGGUGGUCGAGACAAUUCUAUCAUAAACCAUGAUGUUAGAAUUAGGGAACACCUAGUGUCUAGGUUUUGUGCGCAUGAGCAGGAGGUUUGUGGAUUGAGAUGGUCGCCUUCCGGGCAGCAGCUGGCAAGCGGCGGGAAUGAUAAUAUGUUGUACGUGUGGGAUGCGUCGGCCGUCUCGUCUGCUCAGUCCAACGCUUCCAGAUAUUUGCACCGCCUCGAUCAGCAUCUGGCGGCCGUCAAGGCUUUAGCCUGGUGUCCUUUUCAGGGCAACUUGCUGGCCUCGGGUGGCGGGACGGCAGAUCGGUGCAUCAAGUUCUGGAACACUCACACGGGCGUGUGCCUGAACAGUAUUGACACUCACUCGCAGGUCUGCGCGCUUCAGUGGUCCAGGCAUGAGAAGGAGAUCCUCAGCUCUCAUGGAUAUAGCCAAAAUCAGCUCUGCCUAUGGAAGUACCCGACUAUGGCGAAGAUGGCAGAAUUGACGGGUCAUACUGCACGAGUGCUUCACCUCGCUCAGAGUCCGGACGGGUAUUCCGUGGUCUCCGGAGCUGCCGAUGAGACGCUCCGCUUCUGGAAGGUGUUUGGAGCUCCAGAGUCGGGUAAGCGAGCCAGCAAACCCAAGGGGGAGGCCUCUGGCGUUCGUUGCAUUAACAACAUCAGGGAAAUGGGGGCCUGCAGAGUUCUCGGUCCUUCUCAUCACGAUGCGAGUUUUUGUGCGAAUCCCUCUGCUCCGUUCUUAUCUGAGGAUCAUCUCAGUGUCGCUUAUCUGUUCAAUAUCCUAUGGGCUGUGUUGGAUGGAGCUAACGCGAUUGGUCGCGUGGCCAGGUCGAGGGAGUGGGAGUGCAUGGCGGCAUUGGAGAGGCGUGCACGAAGUAAGCUGGCUCUUGAAAAAACGUUUCGAAAGGGCUAUGGCAUCAUUACCGGCGAAGUUGGCGACUGAUCCUGGCAAGCAAACUUGAGUACUAGGUGUGCAAAGGCCGCAAUGGAGAUGGGAUAGUUAACAAGUGAAUUAAUGGAUCGCCUUAGGACAAGGUUAUAAGAGAAGCUUGCUUCAGAGAGAGCAGUUUUGGCAUUUUAAUACACAGGUAUGAGGUCCUCGCUGGCUUCUCAAGGUCUGGUCUCUUGUACACACUGAUGCUUCGGAAGGUCGGCGUGUCUGAGCACGAAACAAGGAACGAAGUGGUUAUCCCCGGAGAAAGAGCAGUGUUAAAAUGCAUGACGAUAGGGAUUAAUGAAUAGGCUUGAAGUCA
This is a messenger RNA of Chara braunii, 2090 nucleotides long. NCBI's taxonomy places the organism in Eukaryota, Viridiplantae, Streptophyta, Charophyceae, Charales, Characeae. The record is from the annotation of a GenBank genome assembly.